Messenger RNA from Ylistrum balloti, 3338 nucleotides. Its product is annotated as apoptosis inhibitor 5-like. NCBI's taxonomy places the organism in Eukaryota, Metazoa, Mollusca, Bivalvia, Pectinida, Pectinidae. Bases 75 to 1688 code for a protein of 537 amino acids. Gene Ontology annotation, molecular function: RNA binding. The record is from RefSeq and is a predicted model, not a curated record. The transcript is spliced from 13 exons. Gene Ontology annotation, biological process: negative regulation of apoptotic process. Gene Ontology annotation, cellular component: nucleus.
UUCCGGAGCCGGGACCCACGCGCAAGUUGUGGUUUCGUUGUAAUUUUACACUUCGAAAUAGUUGUCAGACAAUCAUGGUGACCAUAGAACAACUCUACAAAGAUUUUGGUGUUCUUGCAGAUGCUAAGGAUAAGGCAGGCGAGCACGAGAAAGAAUAUGAAUCCAUAUUAAGUGCCGUGAGUGGGGGACCAUCAGAGAAGAGGCUAGCAUCACAGUUCAUCGUCAGAUUCUUCAAGCACUUCCCAAAGCUGGAGCACACAGCUAUAAAUGCUUUAUUCGAUUUGUGUGAAGAUGACGAUGUCAUGAUCCGGAAACAAGCUAUCAAAGACCUGCCAACCAUAUGUAGAGUUGCCACAGAACAUGUACCGAAGAUUUCAGAGGCUCUAGCACAGCUACUACAGUGUGAUGAUGCCACAGAGCUCAGUCUGGUCCAGUCAUCUCUUGUCAGUCUUCUAAAAAUCAACACCAAAGGUACUUUACAAGGUUUAUUUACUCAAAUUAUGGGAGAAGAUGACACAGUGAGAGAGAAAGCCAUCAAAUUUCUGGGAGCCAAAAUAAAGGCUUUACCUGAAGAAAACUUGGACAAAGACACAGAAGAUUAUUUAGUUGCAGAGUGUAAAAAGGUGUUACAAGAUGUUACAAAGGAUGAGUUUAUUUGUAUGAUGGACAUCCUGAAGGCCCAGAAAUCCAUGAACACAGUACAGGGAAGACAACAAUUGGUAGAGAUAGUCACAGAACAGGCAGAAUUAGACCAGGAUUUUGUGGCUAAAGAACCAGACUGUGUUGACAAACUGAUGCACUGUAUUAAACAAGCUGUGCCACUGUUUUCAAAAAAUGUACAUUCAAAGGCUUUUGUUGGUUACAUUUGUGAUAAUGUAUUACCAUCAUUAGACGAACUUGCAAGUCCAGAGGAAGGAGUAGAUGCUCAGCUAGAAAUGUUGAAAUUGUUUUCAGAGAUUUCAGAAUUUACUGGGGAUCUGGAAAAUUUAGAAGACCGAGUGACAAAUGUAUACAACUGUUUAAUUAAUUACAUGCCUGUACCUCCAGCGGAAGAAAACGAUGGACUUUCAGUGAACGAACAACCAAAAUUCCAUUUCUCUUUUGUGGAGUGUUUAAUGUUUGCUUUCCAUCAAAUUGCAAGAAAAUUACCAGGCUUUCUAAUAGAUGAUGCUAAUGCUGAGAGAUUAAAGGAUUUCAAAUUAAGAUUACAGUAUUUUGCUCGAGGUGUACAGGUAUAUAUCAAACAACUACGACAAGCACUUCAGGGGAAGUCUGGUGAUGUGUUAAAAACUGACGAGAACAAAAUCAAGGUUGUAGCUCUCAAGAUCACCUCUAACAUCAACACAUUAAUUAAAGACUUGUUCCACAGCCCCCCAUCAUACAAGGCCAUAAUGACUCUCUCCUGGAAACCUCUAGUGAGACAGUCACCAGCGACGGCAACAGCUACAGACUCCAGUGCCACAGCCGCAGGGCAAAAGAGAAUCACCCCUAUCACAUUUGGCUCAGGAGACAAAUCUGCUAAAAAAAUAUCAAAACAAGACAGGUCGUUGUACUCACCGCCGAGUGGAAAGUUUAGUCAGAGGGCUGGAGCGUUUAAGGAAAUGACAGGAAACACACAGGGCUUUGGAGGACGUGGGCGUGGUCGAGGAGGGAGGCGAGGUCGGGGUGGAGGUUACAGACAGUACUGACGUGCCAUUCAAGGAAGUUAACCAUCAACAAGAAAAGGAUAUUGUGGGAUUUGGAAGCUAUGUUAUAUUUAUAUUUGUUUUCAUUUAUGUUCAUAAAACAUUGCUAGAAAGUAAGGUUAGUAUGAGUAAAUUAGAAUGGAUGUCUGAAUGAUGGCUAGUUUAUAGGUUCUUCCAGGGAAAGUUAAGUAUGGAAACUAGCCAUCAAAAGAAAUUUAGUUAUGGUAGAACAGUUCAAAAUUUAAAUGGACACAAGGUUUUUUUAUGAAAUGGAUUAAUGGAUUUCCAGAAAACUGGAUUUUUAAAGUAUAUAGAGACAGGAUAUAACUUCAUUUUACAGGUAAGUUGACUUGAUAUUUACUACUUUGAUCAUUUUUGGAAUUAAAUUACGUAUAUGUAUUAAUUAUAGAUAUUGAACUGGAUUUUUAUUUAUAUAAAGUAACUGUUUUUAACCAAGGUUUAAGACUGUAUGGAAUGAGACAUUGAGAGCACUGUAUGUAAAGGUGAGUUAUAUAAGACUGAAGUAGCUGUUAUGUCUUAAGGAUUGUACAUGUAAGUAUAUUAGGUUUGUCCUCUAUGUAAGUUUGUCAGUGGUUUUGACAUCAAAGUGUAAGGAUUGUUGGCAGCUAUUGAGCAAUUAUCAUUGACACAUAAAAGUGCUGCUGGCAUUUUUGUUCAUCCUAAUGGUACAAGCUUCCAAAUCCCACAUUUCUUGUCUGGUGGUUUCUGGCAGAUGUUUGUAUCCAGGAGCCAUUUUUACCACAGGCCAUAUCUGUGACGAGGGAACAAAGAUUGCUGAGGCUGCACUCUAACACUAUGAAAGGGGAAACAUCAUGUAUCUUGUUGGAAGCCUCUCCAUAUGGAAUUGUGAUACGAUGGAGCAUAUCCGUAGCUCUGUUAUAUUUCUCAAAAUACUUACAGACUAGUUAAAGAUUAUUCAUUACAUUUGUGUUUGUUUAUGGUAAAGAAUAUGGCUUUUACCAUAUUUUUAAGAUGAAGGAUAUGGAUGUCUCCAUAUUGUGGACACUUGUGAUGUACCACUGACUGAAGAUGAUUUCAAAUAACUCAUUGGUUUUGAGAAGAUGGAUGUCAAAUUUCCAUUUUCUUUCUUUUAUUAAGAAUUUAUAGAAUGUAUAUUUCCCUCAAGUGUAAGACAAAUCUGAUAUAACUAGAAUCUAGAGAUAUUGCGUAGGACUGUCACAAAAUGUUAAAGCUUUUGUUUUACAAGCAUAUCUCUUUACUGUCCAUUAAAUGAUACUUCAUUUUUUUCUCCAUGACUCCAUUUUCAAUGGAUUAUUAAUUUCUUUUUUUUUUCUUGCUUCUGACAAAAUUUUCAACUGAAUUUUAGUGGCACAUAUAUUAAUGGUUUGCUAUACAUAACUCAUAACAGCUUGAAAAGACAAUUUCAUGUGAUCAUUGUCAUGUUUUACACUGUACUGUCAUUGACUUGGUGUUUAUGGUAUACUAUAAUCGAACAGUUAGCAUAGCACUGUUUAAUUGAUAAUUCAUUCACAUUACAAUCCAUCAUAUGUCAUAUCACUGUAGGUUUGAAGGAUAGUUCUACAUGUAAAUGACAAGGUUUCAAAAACUAGUUCUCAUUUUCCUGCUGUAGCAGAGAUGACAUGUAUUUUGAAAAUAAAAGUGAUUUUUUAA